GCACCGAUCCCGGAAGUGACGCAUCGCCCCUCUUCCAGGAAGAAGGGCAGCGGCGACCGUAGAGCUGCGUCAGUGACGGUUUACCAAGAACUAUUGCGUUUCGGAAUGGCACAUUUCCUUGAAAGUCCGUCAUCCAGUAGCGCUAUGGAAACGUCCAACUUUGCCCAUGUGAUCUUCCAAAACGUGGCGAAGGGCUACCUACCCCACGCUGCUCUCGAGUGCCAUUAUACUCUCACCCAGUACAUUAAGCCUCACCAGAAGGACUGGGUUGGCAUCUUUAAGGUUGGCUGGAGUACAGCUCGAGAUUACUAUACUUUCUUGUGGUCACCUCUUCCUGAAAACUAUGUAGAAGGAACCUCGGUUAACCGUGUGGUGGUAUUUCAAGGGUACUACGUUCCCAAUGAUGACGGAGAGUUUUACCAGUUCUGCUAUGUCACUCAUAAGGGUGAAAUUCGAGGAGCUAGCACCCCAUUCCAGUUCAGAGCCAGUUCCCCGACUGAUGACCUGCUGACCGUGGAAGAUGAGAACAAUUCUGACAUACUGGUAGUCACAACAAAGGCGGGCUUCCUAGAGCAAAAAAUUGAAGAAGCAACGAAAGAGAAAGAGGAGCUGCUGAAGGUGCUGUCUGUGACUCGGAAAGAUAAAGAGCAACUUCAGGAGCAGGCGGAGCAGCUGGAGAGGCUGUGUGAGCAGGCGCGGGAGUCCUUCGCCCAGCUGAGCAAGGAGUGCCAGGUAAGAGGGGCAGAUUUCACACGGGAACCUGCUAUUCGGGACAGAGUAAAAAAGUUAACACUAGAGAAAGAAAAUUUGGAGUCACAGCUGAAAAACGAAAAGGAUGAGAAAGAAUUGUACAAGGUUCACUUGAAGAAUACUGAGCUAGAAAACACAAAGCUCAGUGCAGAACUGCAAACACUAAAGUCUGUGGAUGUGAACAAGGAGAACAUGCUCACUCAGCUAAAGGAGGAGCUCGGUCAGCUGAAGAUUUGCCUCACAGAGAAAGAAAAGUUGCAGAGAGAAAUUCUCACAAACACAUCACCCAAGGAGGAGGCGGUGUCGCUGCGGGAGCAGCUCCGCAGGACCGAGGAGCAGCUUCAGGCAACCAAGCAGGAGGCGUCUAUGCUGGCGGCCGAGCUGAGGGACGUGUCGAGUGUUCGGGAUAAAACCAUGUCUGAGCUGUACAGGGCCCGGCUGGAGAUGGACUCUCUGAAGAAGAGCUUGGCAGGCGCCGAGGCGGAGCGCCAGCAGAAGGAGGAGCAGCUGCAGAGGCUCAGGGCCCCCUCUGCCGCUGGGCAGCCGGAGCAGGGAGGUGCAAAGGUCAGCAGCGUGGCUGAGCAGGAGCUGCUCAGGGAGGUAGAGGAUCUGAAGCUGAGGCUCCAGAUGGCUGCAGAGCAUUAUAAAGAGAAGUACAAGGAGUGCCAGAAGCUCCAGAAGCAAGUGGCAAGACUCACUGAGCAAGGGGAGUCAAAGAAGCCUACAGUGGUGUUUGGCACACAGCAAAUGGAAGCAGCUGCUGCAGAAAAUACACCUCCAGCCAGUCCAGCGUCAUCUGAAGUUGCUCUUGACGUGAUGGUUCAAGAGAAGCUCAAAGGAAUGAAUAAAGAAAUAAGUGAAAAAAGUGACAAAUACAGAAAAUGCAAACAGAUGCUGACUGAGGAGAAGGACAGAAGCAGUAUGUAUGCCGAUGAACUGGCCAAAGUGGAGAUGAAGCUAAAGGAGCAGCUGAAGCUUAACGAAACCUUGAGACUGCAGCUGGCAGCAGAAGAAGAUCGUUACCAGAGCCAAGUGGCUGAAAAGAGGCGCGAGCUGAAGGAGCUGAAGGACAGUCUGGCCCUGGCUCUCUCUGAGAAGAUGAAGCUCGUGGAGGAGCUCCAGAAGAGGCAGGAGUGCCGGGCAGACGCAGCCACUGGGAGCCCGAGCUCGGAGCCGGCGCAGCCCGGCGGGGAGCAGCAGGUGUUCCUGCAGUACCCCAUCCCCUACCCGCAGGAGCCCGGCCCAGCCCCACUUGUGCCCGUCCGGCCCCCCGAGCUGCAGUAUGGAAACCCUUAUGCCGCGCAGGCGCCCCGAGAUGGAGCAGAUGGUGAAUUUUCUCCUGACAAGAUCCACAGACCCCCACUAGGACCUCCCUCCUGGGACAGCAACGUGGUUUGCAUCCAGCCCGCACGCAACCUGAGCAGGCCUGAUGGACUAGAAGACCCAGAGGAGCUUAGCAAUAGCGAGGAUGUUGCAGAGAACAUGCAGUCGACUCCCCACGACUCUCACAGCUCCCUGCUCCGCGACAGCAGGGCUCGCUUCUGUUUCGAUUCCAGCAUUGAUGUCCAAAAGAGAUGCCCCCUGUGCGAAGUCAUAUUUCCUCCAAAUUAUGACCAGAGCAAGUUUGAGGAGCACGUUGAGAGCCAUUGGAAAGUGUGUCCUAUGUGCAAUGAACAGUUCCCCCUGGAUUGUAACCAGCAGGUGUUUGAGAGGCAUGUGAUGACUCACUUUGAUGGAAAUGUGAAUUUACAGUAAUUGUUCGGUUGUUUUUAGUUCAUAGGACAUAUUGUUUUCCAGAUUUACUGCGAGUACUAGCAAUACACAUUGACACUCUAAAAUAAUCACAAAAAGAGGUAAAUUGCAUACUCUAUCAAGCUUGUGUUGUCAUUACAGUGAAAAUAUAACUCACAACUGCAUGCAAGAUAUUAGGUUCACAUUUUUAGGAACAUGAGAUUAUUUUCUGUAAAUGCAGGAUAUCCCAUAUUUAGGAUCUGUUCAGUUCUAAGGCAGUACUGAGGUCAGAACAAGAAUGUCUCAAUGUCUUUAUCAGUGUGCUUGAUAUAGCGAACUAUAUGACUUUAACGGAGAUGGAGUCUUGGCUUUCCUUAGUGAUUGCUGAACCUUACCAAUUAUACAAUUCUCAUUUGUCUAGCUCAAAUGUGACUGGCCCACAGCCUGUGUUAAAUAUAAAAGUACUUGAUGUGGUUUACCCUUCUAUGACUUUGGCAUAUUUGAAGAGAGAAAUUUCUUUACUGAAGUCUGCACUGAACCAGACUGAACACUGUGAAGGACAAAGUCUUUUUAUUUCCUGUUUUCUGCAUUCUCCUAGGUAGAUUGCUCUAUGUAAGGAAUACAGUUGCUUUUCAUAGAAAUUUACUUUAGGGUUACUCUGUGGUUUCUGAAAAAUGUCAUAGUAAUGUUCACUUCAAUAAGUAAACUGGCUACCGAUGGCCAUUAAAUCAAUAUUUUUAGAGGAAAAUAAUUUGAGAAAUCCAGCUCAGUACUUAAUAAAUACAAAUAGAAUAAGCUGCUUUUGAUCUUUUAGUAUUGUUUGUUUCUGCUCACUUAAGUUAUUUCUGGCACUAGCCCUAAUAUAGGAACAUCUGCAUUCUUGGGCAUGUAGUUUUAUGUGGUUUACAAGCAUGUAUGAACUUUGAUUUAUAUGUUCUACUUGUCCUUUAAAUUUUUUUUCUUUAGUUAUUCAAAUGUUAGUGUGUAGUGAGAUUUCAACUAUUGGUUAUUGUUAUUAUUGGGAGUCCUGGAUUUUGUUCCCUCUGUAACUGCUAUUUCCAAAUAAAAUAUAUUUGGCUUCA
Molecule: messenger RNA, 3563 nt
Organism: Lepisosteus oculatus (spotted gar)
Lineage: Eukaryota; Metazoa; Chordata; Actinopteri; Semionotiformes; Lepisosteidae
Source: RefSeq, a predicted model, not a curated record